AUGGAACCUCUCGGCGGCAAACAUGCAUCUUCGGUCCGUACGUCAAUAUCUAUGGACUUGCUCUUAUUCGCUUUGGCCUCUAUUGUACUCUAUCUACUUGUCUCCUACAUUCGACAAAAUUCACAACAGAAUACACAGAAGAGCCUUCCUUUACCUCCGGGACCGCCUCGAUUACCCAUACUUGGAAACUUCUUCAAUGCGCCAGAUGUCUGCUUCAACUGGUUAAUCCAUUAUCAAUGGAAGUACUUGUACGGACCAAUCGUGCAUUAUGAAAAGGGAGGACAGUCCCACAUCGUCUUAACAACGGUGGAAGCGGCCCACGAUCUUCUGAACAAGCGAGCAAGCAACUAUUCAGGACGCACAUUCAGUCCUUACGCAGGAGAGCUUGUUUGUAACAACUACAAUAUUCUCUUUCUGCAGUACGAAACCCAGUUCCGGCUACAUCAACGGCUUCAUGCUAAGGGACUGAAUACUCGCUCCGUGGCGCCGUAUCACCCUCUGAUAGAGUUGGAAUCGCUUCAGCUGCUGAAUGAUCUAUUGUCAGAGAUACAAGAGAAAAGUAGCGAGAAGCAAAUGGGAGGUGCUGUGAACCCUCACUGGCACUUCCGACGCGCAGCAUCCAGCAACGUGAGCAUGAUAGCUUGGGGCUAUCGACUGCUCAAAGGCAACCCCGAGCAUGAAGCACAAAUCAAGUUCUUCGAUGCUGCUCCAACCUCGGUGGUCCUCUUCGAACGCGAGGAGGCUCACUAUUUGGCCAAUUUUCGCAGCGCGCUGAAGAGACCUAGCUACAACCUGAGCAAACAAGUUGCCAACAGCACUGAUGUGUUGGAUAUGGGCAUGUGCGAGACCGAGCAGGCGUGGGUCGUGGGAACGUUGACCUUGGCCAACGGUGAUACCAGCGUCGCCACUCUGUGUUGGUUCGUCAUUGCCAUGUUGACGUAUCCGCAUGUCUUGGGCAAGGCUCAGAUCAUGGUCGAUGAAGUUGUUGGUCACGAUCGCUUGCCUGUUUACAAAGACCGGGAGAAGCUGCCAUAUAUCGAUGCAAUGGUCGAGGAGGUCAUGCGGUGGCGACCGAUCCUUCCAGCUGGGUUAGACCACGCGGCUGUUGAGGAAGAUGAGUACAAGGGAUACAGAAUCCCGAAGGGAGCAACGAUAAUUCACUCCCAGUGGGCGAUCACACGAGACAAAGAGGUGUAUGGUGCGGACUGCGACGACUUCAGACCGGAAAGAUGGAUCGAGAACGAAGACCUACCUAGGACCGCCUUUGGAUACGGAAGGCGACUUUGUCCAGGCAGGCAUGGGCUGUGGGUAUUGUUUGCCCGGAUCAUCUGGGCGUUUCGACUAGAGCAAACGACUGAUCAGAUCACAUUGAAGAAGAAGUUGAUUGAUCCGAUGUCCAUGUUGCCGGCGGGUAUCGUUGUUGGGCCUGAUCCCUUUGAAGCACUGUUCAUUUCUAGGGGUCCAUGGGUUGAAGCACUUGUACACAAAGAUCUCCAAAGUGCAGAGAAGGAUGUCGGAAAGAUCAUGGAACAGAGGCUCUAG
Molecule: messenger RNA, 1542 nt
Organism: Colletotrichum acutatum
Lineage: Eukaryota; Fungi; Ascomycota; Sordariomycetes; Glomerellales; Glomerellaceae
Product: cytochrome P450
Exons: 4
Coding region: 1-1542 (513 amino acids)
Molecular function (GO): iron ion binding; oxidoreductase activity, acting on paired donors, with incorporation or reduction of molecular oxygen; heme binding
Source: RefSeq, a predicted model, not a curated record